Aspergillus nidulans FGSC A4 is the source of this 933-nucleotide messenger RNA. RefSeq names its product SDR family NAD(P)-dependent oxidoreductase. Lineage: Eukaryota; Fungi; Ascomycota; Eurotiomycetes; Eurotiales; Aspergillaceae. The record is from RefSeq and is a predicted model, not a curated record. The transcript is spliced from 2 exons. The coding region runs from base 19 to 933 and encodes 304 amino acids.
UACCGCUAUCUUGUCAGUAUGUCGCACUUAGAAGCCUCAAAUCUUUACAAAAUCAAUGGCCUCGUCGCUGUAAUAACCGGCGGAGGGAGCGGCCUCGGGCGCACAAUGGCCCUGACGCUAGCUACGAACGGCGCAUCCAAGGUUUUUAUCAUAGGACGCCGUGAAGACUCCCUCCGCGAAACCGUCUCCCUCGCCCCCGACUCCGCCAAACAAAACAUCAUCCCCGUCCCGGCGGAUGUGACAUCCCAGGAAUCUCUACAGUCUGCAUAUGAGACAAUCGCCGCCCAAACAGGAUAUGUCGACCUCCUAAUCGCCAACUCUGGGAUAGUAGGCCCACCUGCUAUCAUCAAACGUAAGGACGAUGGGUCUCUUCUCCCCAUCUCCGAGCUCAAGGACUAUCUCUGGAACAUCCCAAUGGCGGAGUUUACCAAGGUCUUUGAGGUGAACACCACAGGCGCGUACUACACCGCCAUCGCCUUCCUACCUCUCCUAGAUGCGGCGAAUAAACGCCGUCCUGCGCCAGAGAAGAAUAAGCUGUCCCCGCCGCUGGCUCAGAUUAUCAUGACCUCGAGUAUUGCUGGGUAUUCACGGCAGGUUCCAUUGGAUUUCGCGUAUAAUCUGUCCAAGGGCGCUGUGAAUCAUCUGGUUAAGGCGCUCUCGACGAGUCUAACCGAGUACGGGAUUAGGGUUAAUGGGAUUGCGCCUGGACUGUUUUACUCGGAGAUAUCGGUGGGAGCCAACUUUGAGCCUGGGGAUAAGGGUGUCUCAGAUGGGUCAUUCCAGCCGGAUAAGAUCCCCAUGACUAGGGCUGGGGGUGAGGAGGAUAUUGCGGGGUUGGUACUUUGGAUGGCAGGUGCUUCGGGAGGUUAUUUGAAUGGCAAUAUCACGGUUAUUGAUGGGGGAAGGCUGAGUGUUUUGCGAUCUUCAUAUUGA